This is a messenger RNA of Leptosomus discolor (cuckoo roller), 4113 nucleotides long. NCBI's taxonomy places the organism in Eukaryota, Metazoa, Chordata, Aves, Leptosomiformes, Leptosomidae. The record is from RefSeq and is a predicted model, not a curated record.
AUGGACUGUCUCCUGCUGGUCGUCUGGACUUUACCUGUUGCGGUUCUCGGCGGCAGCUCCAUGCAAUUCCCGGCUCUCCCGUGGCUUGGAAGCACUAUAAAGGCAGGUCGAGAGCACUUUCUUUUGCAGUCGCCUAGUACCCUUCAGCUGUGCUGCCUGUCUCAUGCAGCAACUUUAACCAGUGACAGCAUCAGUGAAUUGAAUCAUGAUUAUGUAUUUGUGACACCUGUCAGAGUGGAUUCCAGUGGAUCGUACAUUUCACAUGAUGUUUUGCACAGUACUAGGAGAAAGAGAUCAACUCAGAGUUCAAAGAGUUCCUUGCACUACAAAUUUUCAGCAUUUGGACAGGAACUUCACUUAGAACUUAAACCUUCGACCAUUUUAAGCAACAGUUUUAUUGUCCAGGUACUCGGGAAAGAUGGAGUCUCAAAUUCUCAGGAACAUGAAAUUGAGCAGUGUUUCUACCAGGGAUUUAUAAGGAAUGAUAGCACCUCUUCGGUAGCAAUAUCUACAUGUGUAGGCUUGUCAGGUUUGAUAAGGACACAGAAGAUCGAGUUCCUUAUAUCUCCAUUACCUCAGCAGCUAGCACAGGAGCACAACUACACAUCACCUGCUGGACACCAUCCUCAUGUGUUAUAUAAACGAACUGCAGAAGAGAAGGUGCACCGGUACACAGUAGAGUCCAAUCCCAAAUACUUUUCUUUUGGUCAUCACAGAAUUCACACUUCCCACAAGUAUCAUGCUCAAGCGAAUGGUUACCACCGUGGAAGGUUUCAAAAGCAACAUUUUUGUGGACGUCGCAAGAAAUAUGCACCUAAGCCACCCACAGAAGAGACAUACAUUCGCUCAGAUGAAUAUGGGACUUCUGCAAGGUUCAAAAGAUCGUCUGCUAAAAUUCAAAAAAAUGGAAGUCUAAAUGUUGAAACCCUUGUUGUGGCAGAUAAAAAAAUGUUGGAGAAACAUGGCAAGGAAAAUGUAACAACAUACAUUUUAACAGUUAUGAAUAUGGUCUCUAGUCUGUUUAAAGAUGGAACAAUUGGAAGUGAUAUAAACAUUAUUAUUGUGAGCCUUCUUCUUUUGGAACAAGAGCCUGGUGGAUUACUGAUUAACCACCAUGCAGACCAGUCACUGAACAGCUUUUGUCAAUGGCAAUCUGCUCUGGUUGGGAAGAAUGGAAAGCGCCAUGACCAUGCCAUCUUGCUUACGGGUUUUGAUAUCUGCUCCUGGAAAAAUGAGCCCUGUGAUACUUUAGGAUUUGCACCUAUCAGUGGCAUGUGCAGUAAAUACCGUAGUUGCACCAUUAAUGAAGAUACGGGCCUUGGACUGGCUUUUACAAUUGCUCAUGAAUCUGGACACAACUUUGGUAUGAUUCAUGAUGGAGAAGGAAAUCCUUGUAGAAAAGCUGAGGGUAAUAUUAUGUCUCCUACACUCACAGGAAACAAUGGAGUGUUUUCUUGGUCUGUAUGCAGCAGGCAGUAUCUCAACAAAUUUCUCAGUACAGCUCAAGCUGCCUGCCUGAUUGAUGAACCUAAGCAAACAGGACAGUAUAAAUACCCUGACAAACUGCCAGGGCAGAUCUAUGAUGCUGAUACCCAGUGCAAAUGGCAAUUUGGAAUGAAAGCAAAACUGUGCAACCUCAGCUUUGUAAAGGAUAUAUGCAAAUCUCUCUGGUGUCACAAAGUGGGCCAUAGGUGCGAGACAAAGUUCAUGCCAGCAGCAGAAGGAACCUCUUGUGGUAUAAGUAUGUGGUGUCGAAGAGGACAGUGUGUCAAAUAUGGUGAUCAUGGACCCAAGCCUGUAAAUGGCCAAUGGUCUGCCUGGUCCGAGUGGUCAGAGUGUACUCGCACUUGUGGAGGUGGGGUCACAUACCAGGAAAGACACUGCGAUAAUCCAAAGCCACAGUAUGGCGGCAAAUUCUGCCAAGGUUCCAGUCGUAUUUAUCAACUUUGUAAUAAUCAGCCGUGUCCAGCAAAUAGCUUGGACUUCCGUGCCCAGCAGUGUGCAGAAUACAACAGCAAACCUUUCCGGGGAUGGUACUACAAGUGGAAGCCGUAUACUAAAGUGGAAGAGGAAGAUAGAUGUAAAUUGUAUUGCACAGCUGAAGACUUUGACUUUUUCUUUGCGAUGUCUAGCAAAGUGAAGGAUGGAACUCUGUGUUCUCCCAAUAAAUAUGAUGUUUGCAUUGAUGGAAUAUGUGAACAAGUAGGGUGUGAUCGUGGACUUGGUUCCAAAGCUGUAUUGGAUGCUUGCGGAGUUUGUAAAGGAGAUAAUUCAACGUGCAAGUUCUUUAAAGGCCAAUAUUUGAUCCAACACAAAGCUAAUGACUACUAUGCUGUGGUCACUGUUCCAGCAGGAGCACGCAGUAUACAGCUCCACGAAAUGCAAAUCUCCACCAGCUACCUUGCAGUGCGCAACCUCAGUAAAAAGUAUUAUCUGACAGGAGACUGGACAAUUGACUGGCCAGGAAAGUUCUCUUUCGCUGGAACAGUUUUUGAUUAUCAACGCUCUUUUAACCAUCCGGAGAGUCUAUAUGCAGCAGGACCGACUAAUGAGACGCUGGUCUUUGAAAUCCUGUUACAAGGCAAAAAUCCUGGUAUUGCUUGGGAAUACACAUUUUCCAAAACCAACAAUGAAAACAAGACAUCUGUGAAAACCCAUAGCUACUCCUGGGUGACGGUGCAGUCAGAGUGCUCAGCUACUUGUGGUGGUGGACACCUUACAGCAAAAGCAAUCUGUUUAGAACAUCAUCGUAUACGAGUUAAUUCCUCCUUUUGUGGCCCAAGGACAAAGCCUUCAUCUGAAACAAAACUAUGCAAUACUAAUCCCUGCCCAGCAUACUGGUCAACAGGCGAAUGGAGCACAUGCAGCAAAUCUUGUGGAGGAGGGGAACAAAGCCGUCUCGUUCAGUGUGUCCAGAAAAGGGCUUUCCAAAGAGAGGAGGUAGUGGCCCAUUCCCUGUGUCCUGUCAGCACCCCAACACAGAUGCAGAUGUGCAAUAGUCAGGACUGCCCACCUGAAUGGAGCCCUGGCCUAUGGUCUCAGUGCUCCAAGACUUGUGGGAGAGGUGUUAAGAAACGGGAUGUCUACUGCAAAAGUACCGGUUCUCCCAAGGUUAAGAUAUUGCCUGAAAGUAUGUGCAGCAGAGACCAUAAACCUGAAUCCCAGCAGACCUGUGUGCUAGGACGCUGCCCCAAAAACGACCGACUCCAGUGGGUGAUUUCUUCCUGGAGUGAGUGCUCAGCCUCCUGUGGCCCAGGUGUGCAAAGGCGAGAAUUAAAAUGCGGUGAGAAAAGCAUCCAUGGGAAAUUGAUCACCUUUCCUCAGAGAAGAUGUAGAAACAUCAAGAAACCAAACACCAACCUGGAAGAAGCCUGUAACAAGGGAGCCUGUCCAUCGCAAACGUUGUAUAACAUGGUGUCUGGCUGGUAUUCCUCACCCUGGCAGCAGUGCACAGUAACGUGCGGAGGAGGAGUGCAAACCCGGAGCGUACAGUGCCUGCGCCAAGGAAGACCAGCUUCUGGGUGCUUGCCCCAUCAGAAACCAGCAGUCCUGAGAGCCUGCAAUACUAACUUCUGCCCAGUCCCUGUGAAAAGAGAUGAUCCUUCUUGUGUGGAUUUCUUCACGUGGUGUCAUCUGGUACCCCAGCACGGUGUCUGUAACCACAAAUUUUAUGGCAAGCAAUGUUGUAAAUCAUGCACGAAGAAGAACUGAUAGCAGCAUGUUAACUGAACCCUUCAGUGCCAGGAUUCUCUUCAAUUGAUGUUGGAAUUAACUUUGCUUUGAGGCAAGACAUGGUGCCGCAGAAACCACUGAUGGAAGAGACAUCUUUUCUAAGGGAAUGUCUGAGGUACAGUAAUUGCUGGAUAGAUGUUGAAAAAGGAAUGUUUCUGUUUUUUUCUUUCUUUCCUGACCUCACUGAAGUACAGGGUACUAUGGAUCACUUGAACACUGAGACUCCAGGGGCAGUUCUUCUUUCUUUAAAAGUGUCAUUUUGCACUGUCCUGUGUUAUGAGGAAGAAAUUAAGGCAAGGAAGCCGUUUCUGGCUAAUUUCCCAGAAUGCAAAGCAAAAGAGAUUGGGAGCUCGAGGAGGAAGGUUACAGCGUGGCAGCAUG